This is a messenger RNA of Pocillopora meandrina, 2134 nucleotides long. The record is from the annotation of a GenBank genome assembly. Lineage: Eukaryota; Metazoa; Cnidaria; Anthozoa; Scleractinia; Pocilloporidae.
GAGUUCUUUCCUAAAAGAACACCGCCAGUGGGUUUACGUCAGAACCUAGGAGGAAUAGUCCUCAUUUGCCAACAGAAAAGCAGAAACGAAUUCAAAGAGGGCAAAGAAACCCACUACACAACGCUUUUCGAUCAAGAUUUGGGAAUUCCAGUAUAUUCAGCCUACAGACUCAAAUCAGAAAACACAGAUUAUCAAAAGAGGUGUCGCCCAAAAUGGCAAGAAAAUAAAGGUAUACCGAAAAAUAAUUAAUAAACACCAAUUGAGGGGGGAGGGCUCCAUUCAACUGCCGGCCCGUCUAUCACGAUUGGGUCUCUUCAGCUUGCGCCCCACAGGGUAAAUAAAGGAAGCAUUGAGAGGCAAUAAUUUAUUUUAUCUACUAUACGAAACAAACGAAUCGAUACAAAACAAAGUGAAACGAAGCGAAGCAACGCAAAGCGGUUAAAAGAUGAUUGUGACCAAAACGUGCCACUAUUACACUAUGGAUUCAAAAGGCGCGGAAUUAUAAAGUCACCAAUUACUCUCUGCGGUGCCUGGUGAUGAGCAUGGUUAUGUUGAUGUCUCAGCGUUAAUCUAAAAAAUUACCUAUUAUCAUUACUCACACUCUAGCUACUAUUAUUACUUCCUUAUGUUCUAUGUCAUCUUAUGGACUCUUACUCUACUCAUACUAAUCUGGCUAUCUGUGAAUGUAUAUGUAUGCCUAUUAAUUUCAUUUUGAUCCAUUUUGGUACAUUUGAUUGUAAGUAACAAAAACCGCUUUACUAAAUUCUGGUUGCAUAUUUAUCUAAUUUGUCAAAUUUAAACCAUGGAGAUAAAAUGAUGGUGAUGACUAACGAAACUUAACUGACCAAGCCAAAAUAUGCAAAAUAAGACCUAAAAUGUGAAAAAAAAAAGAAACCAACAAGACAAGGCUAAUUAGCAAAAGCUACAAGAACGUGAAAACGAAACCAAGCAAAACACGAAAAACACGAGCAAACACAAAGACGUAGCUAAGACGUGGUCCUAGGUUUUAAUCUCAUAUGGUUUUUUCCAUACUGAAAACUAGUUUCCCCACGGGACGUUCAGGCAAUCUCGUCCUAUUCAGUCACAUAGAAAAACCGCAUGCACAGUGAGUACAGGUGAUAAUUUCAUCGCUACAAGAGAAAAUUUGCCCUGAAUUAUUAGAAAGCUAAAAAUCGGCAAUUAAUCAAGCCUUAAAUAAUCUUGAAUUGUGGACUUGCAUUUUGAUGAAAAUAGCAUGAUGGUGAUGAUAAUGAUGAUGAUGAUGAUGGCAGGUUAUUGAUUUGAAACAAAUCCCACAAUUAACUUACGAAAACUGAACGCAACUAGAAUAUAGCGGAAAUUUAAUUCCUGUGAUUUGCUGAACUUCAUCAAAAGUGAACAAUUUUCAUAAAGUUGAGUUCAACCGACUAAGGAAGCUUUAUUGAUGAAACAAAGAAGUUUUCAUUCUGAAUUUAUUCAACUUCAUUUAAUAUUGUGGUAAACAGAGGACAUUAAAUCAACUACCGUUUUUUCGCUUUUUAAAGGUAUCAGGAACCAAGUCGGAGAACACACAUACCCACAGGCACCUUGGCAAAGAGGCCACCUGGCCCCAGCACACACUUUAUCAAGUGAGAAAGGGGCCUUUCGUUCUACUUUUAGAUACACGAACGCCGUGCCCCAGCGUCCAUCUUUUAAUGCUGGUGAAUGGUCCAAGUUUGAGAGAAGAAUGCGAAAGUAUGCAGAAGUGUGCACUAAACAGAACUUCGGAAUUCUCUAUCUUUUAAGUGGCACCGCAUUUGUUUCUGUUGAUGCUGAGGUAAAGAUAGAUAAAAAUGGAAACGUUUAAGGAGUAAGCAAAGGCGAUGAAAUAGAAACGCUGCCUGGGGAAGAUAAUUACCAUGAAAUACAUGUUCCCAAGUCACUGUGGACUGCCGGAUGCUGUCUCACAUUUUUUUUAAAAAAUACAUUAGAAAGUUUUGCAGUGAUCGGCAACAAUGUCAACGAACCAGGUGAAAUGCAUACGCAACAAACUUCUGUUGAAAUCCUCCAAAAGAUUCUUGAGCAAGACUCUUUAACAGCUGAAAAAGUAAAUUUAUUUCCUGAAAAUCCAGGAUGUUCCUGGGAAGUAUUUAACUUGAAAAAGCUACCCGAGUAA